This is a messenger RNA of Patiria miniata (bat star), 5116 nucleotides long. RefSeq names its product tyrosine-protein phosphatase non-receptor type 4-like. Lineage: Eukaryota; Metazoa; Echinodermata; Asteroidea; Valvatida; Asterinidae. Gene Ontology annotation, biological process: protein dephosphorylation. The record is from RefSeq and is a predicted model, not a curated record. Gene Ontology annotation, cellular component: cytoplasm; cytoplasmic side of plasma membrane; cytoskeleton. Gene Ontology annotation, molecular function: protein binding; protein tyrosine phosphatase activity. The coding region runs from base 261 to 2972 and encodes 903 amino acids. The transcript is spliced from 24 exons.
AUUCAUUAAUUUGGAAACCAGUGCCCACAAUCAUCAUGUCAAAUCACUGGAACAACUUUGUCGAUCGAAAGGGAUUUUUAUAAGCCGUUUUCUCGCUUUCUGUUCGAGUCAGUCACUUCUCACUUGGAUAUAUAGUGGUCUUAAACACAGCUGAGAAACAGUGUCGCCCGAUGUAGAUUUGUAAACCUCCAUCGUGAUAUAAGAUGUCUCAAACUGUGUGAUCGUACACCGACGGCGUGACGGCUACCAGGGAAGCGGCCAUGUCCCGGCGGCUGCGAGCGUCCAGCGGCUCCUACAACGUCCGAGCCAAUGAGAUCGCUCGGGAGAAGCAGGAACGCAAGAUGCGGUGCCUGGUCGGUUUCCUUGACGACACGGAGGAGAUAUUCGAAAUUGAGAGGCGAGCUAAGGGCCAAAUCUUACUAGAGCUUGUCUUCAACCAUCUGGACCUGAUAGAGUGCGACUACUUUGGUCUUCGCUACUCCGACAGCCUGACCAACGCAGACUCCAAGAGAUGGUUGGACCCCAUGAAGUCCAUACGCAAACAGGUCAAAGGACCGAUGUAUUUCACCUUUGCCGUCAAGUUUUUCGUCUCGGACCCAAGCAAACUCCAAGAGGAGUACACGAGAUACCAGUAUGUCCUACAGCUGAGGAAGGACUUACUAGAAGGAAGGCUGACGUGUUCCUUCAACAUGGGUGCUCUGCUUGCCUCGUACAUCGUACAAGCUGAACUUGGUGAUUACGAGCCCGAGGAGCAAACCCAGGGCUACCUCAAGAACUUCAGCCUCGUUCCCGACCAGACGGAAGAAUUCACCCGGGAGGUGGAGCACCUACACAAGGCAAACUUUGGUCAGCUGCCUGUUGAUGCCGAGUUCAAUUUCCUUCAGAAGGUGAAGAACUUGGAGAAAUACGGAGUUGACUUCCAUAAUGCAAGGGACCAGUCGGGGCUGGAGAUCCACAUCGGCAUCACGUCGCUAGGUGUCGUCGUCUUCCAAAACAACGUCCGCAUCAACACCUUCUCCUGGGCCAAGAUCAUCAAGAUCUCCUUCAAGAGGCGGCAGUUCUUCAUCUGUCAGAGACGGGAACUGCACGAAACCAGAGACACGGUCAUUGGCUUCAACAUGGCCAGCUACAGACACUGUAAGAACCUGUGGAAGUCCUGCGUGGAACACCAUACAUUCUUCAGGCUGGUGGAGCCCCAGCCGCAGCCCAAGAAACGAGUCUUCUUCCAACUGGGGUCAAAGUUCAGAUAUAGCGGAAGAACAGAGUAUCAGACUGUUGAAGAUGCGAAGAGGCGACUAGCCACGAAAGAACGGGAGUUCCAAAGGUCACCGAGCAAGAGGUUAUUCAGGCGAACCAUCAGCGGCACGACUUCCGAGAUCAUCCGGACAGAAACCCGAAGCCUACCCUUGAGGACCGGCAACCAUAAACCGCUCCUCGAUAACCACACAGUGACUAGCAGCCUGCCGACCAGAUCAUCCAAAUUCAAAUCACUAGGACUCAACUAUCAUAACAGCCGGUAUUGCAGCUAUGAUGGGCAUGUCCCCGCUUCGCCUAAUGGCAUACGUGAGAAUGGCAUCUCUAAGAGUGAAGAGUUACUGCAUCCGCCCAAGAUCAUGUUCAUGGACGACGGGGGCAGUGACCUCAGCCUGACGGAGAGGUCAUAUGACCUGCUGAAUGACGGACCAACGCCCAACGGAACUUCACCCACAGGCGACCCCCUGGUAUCGAUACGCAUCAAAAGCGAUGAUAGGGGGCGCUUUGGUUUCAACGUGAAAGGCGGUGCCGACCAAGGCAGUCCGAUCAUUGUGUCAAGGGUGGCACGGAAUACACCGGCCGACCAGUGCAUCCCCCGGCUAAAUGAAGGCGACCAAAUCCUCUUCCUGAAUGGCAAAGAUUUGACACAGUACACCAAUGAGAAAGUGGUCAGUACCAUUCGCUCCAUAGGGGAUUCUGGGAACAAGGACCUCUUACUCACCGUCAGACCAAAUGUUUAUGUCAGUGAGGAAGCAGAGGAGGAGCCCGCCUUCCAGUACAUCCCAGAGAGCCCUCGUGUGCCCAAUGGCGGCAUGGAGAGCGAUCCACUCAUCGAGUCCAUCAUGAUGCUACAAGAAGGUCUCGAGAGCGGAACCGCACUGACACUUUUCGAGCAACUCUACAGGAAAAAGCCAGGCUUGACGAUGAACGCCUGCAGACAUCCUGACAACGUCGCCAAGAACAGAUACCGAGAUAUAGCACCCUAUGAUGCCACAAGAAUAAUGCUUCAGGGAUCAGAAACCGGUGACUACAUCAAUGCUAACCUUAUUAAGAUGGAGAUUCCCGUGAGCGACGUGACCAAUUCGUACAUAGCUGCUCAGGGACCUCUGCCCAACACCUGCGGGGAUUUCUGGUACAUGGUCUGGGAACAGGAAAGCACCUUGAUAGCCAUGCUUACCACCAACGUGGAGCGGGGAAGGGUCAAAUGUCACAAGUACUGGCCUGAGCUGGGUCAGAAGCUGCUCUACCCUCCUCACCUAGAGGUCGCCUGCACGGGAUCGGAGGAGACGCCGUCCUUCGCCUAUAGGGACUUCAUCAUCACACACACAGAGACUGGUGAAACUCGCAAGGUGCUUCAGAUGCAAUACAUAGCGUGGCCCGACCACGGGGUGCCAGACGACUCGUCGGACUUCCUUGAUUUUGUGAUCCGGGUGAGGCAGUAUAGAGUGGGCAUGACAGCGCCGACGUUAGUCCAUUGCAGUGCUGGCAUUGGUCGGACAGGAGUCCUGAUCACCAUGGAGACGGCAAUGUGUCUUAUCGAGAGCAACCAGCCCGUGUACCCGCUGGACAUCGUGCGGACGAUGCGUGACCAGCGCGCCAUGCUGAUACAGACCACGGCCCAAUAUCGCUUUGUGUGUGAAGCCAUCCUCAGAGUAUACAUGGACGGCAUCGUAGUCCCCCUUGAAGAGUUCAAGACGAACGGACAUCGAGAGUCCUAGCCCUUCCUGUUUUUUUGCAUCUCUUCCCUACCCCUCUCAUGCCUCCCCUUACCCCAAGACAGUACCCCUCCCCACUCAUCAUCCAGUGUCGGGCAUAAAAAAGUGACUAUUCUGUAAGAGGGUGGACACAUCUUUGAAAUUGGUCGAACACGAUAUCGACCUGUAUUUGUGAUGUGUGCUCCAUGCUCAGAUGGAGCUUGAACUCACAUCCUUCUACUAGCAUUUUCACUAGCCACACGUAGAUCGUGCGAAUUGAAAUGUACAGUUUGGAUGUGUCCUCUAACCUUAGCAUAAUUUUUUUUUUUUCGGUACCUUGUUAUUUGAAAUCAACAAAUUAUUUAUUAUUUGUAAAAAUACUUCUCUAUUCUUUUAUAGUCAACCAAUAUUUUUUAUUGUAAUCUUUAAAAUCUUAUUAUUUUUUAUGACUCAUUGUAUCGCUGAAAUCAUUUAAUAAUAUUAGAAUUUCUUUAGAGUAUGAGUAUUUUUGUUACAAAAGCUUCUAGAAAAGCUUACUGCAACGAGAUUGAUUCAUCCUUUGGUAGCCUUUACCAUCAGAAAAAAAGUUGGAUGACAAAAUGUUGUAAUAACAUUGUAUCAGUGUGUCCAAACUAUCCAUAUACAAAUGUAAUAUUGCCACAUGACAUUUUUCCUAUUGACUAAAUGGUUGUCCUUCCCCCCCCCCCAAAAGGAGCUGGAUUUAUAUUUCGAUGUCAUUUGGCACGAUUGAAGAAGCACCCUUCCAAAAAAAAUGUAACUUUAAUAAUCUAACUCGAAGUUCUUUCUAUAGAGCCAUUAUUUCCUAAACUAAAUCUCUCUUUUGCUAAUAGCCCCUUGCUCUCGAUAUGUUUCACAGACAUACAUGUAGGAACACACUAAAAUUUGGCUCAGAUUAAGAAAUCUAAUUCUUCUCUGAAAUUCUUGAUUUUUUUUGACUGAACAACCCUUUUUCUCCGCCCCAACCACUCCCCCUAUGUGUGGGUAUAAAUUUUAUGUAUUUCACCAAAUAUAAAAUCAGAGUCCUGUAAAUAGUCAAAAGGAAUUGAGUAAUAAGCUUACUUUGACAAAAGGUGCUUUUUGAAAUGAUUAUUUUCACAUGAAGCGUGUUAUAAAGUUCUUUCAGUUUAACCAAAGUUGAAGAAUAGUUUGGAGAAUUAGCACUUGAGAGUUAUUGCGUCUCUUCCCUUGCUGUGUUGCAAAACACAUUAAUUUUAGAAUUUACGAUCAAUUUAUAAAAUAAAAUAUAACAAAUCAGAAAUUGAGGGAAAACUUGGGAAUUUCUAGAAAAUGUAGAAAACAUAGAAAUCAUGAAAAUCCUGGACGUCUUAGAAGUUAGGAAACUUGAAGUUGUCAAAAUUCCUGAAGAAAUUACAAUCCCAAAAUAAGGAUAAUUUCUUGGGAGAGAUGAAGCUUUUCAAACAUCACAUUGUUGUUUUAAAUAGUAUUGGAUAUGAAAAGCCACUUCUUGAAAAUUGUGAACAUUUUAAUUUUCAGUUGUUGCUGGUGUAUGAUAAAUUUGCAAAAAAAAACUUCCAUGGUGUUAACGAUUAAGGAAUUUUGGAAAUGUGAUCCGAAUUUCAGAGGCGAGGAUAAAUUUUUUUUGGUAGCGACGUCUGUUCCGACCAUUUCUAUGGAUGCUUAAUGCAGGCCGUCCGUGUUCUUGUGAAAAGUAAUGAUAAUUUUGAUAUAACGACAGAAACUUUUACCAGAAUGCAUGUACAUAAGCCAAAACAUCCUGUAUAAAGGGUAUUUUUGUUAAUGUUUGUACAAAGAUGAGUUAUACAUAAAAAAGAAGCCAAAUUUUGGAGUUUGAAUAAGUGUGAACGCUGAGAAUUGUUUUGGUAUAUUUUUUUUUAAUUUUAAACUAGAGUUGCCAUGGUGACUGUAAGUGGUUCAUUUGUAAGAAUCCAACAUCUGCUACCCAAUAUGCAUACAUUUCAUACUAUCACAGUGUCAAGACAGUCAUUUUAAAGGUCACUUUAAAAUUUGUAAAACUUCAAAUUUUAAUUAAAGUCUCGCUGUAUAAAUUUUUGGCAAACAAUGUUUCAUAUUAUGGGAAUUGUUAUAAACCCAAUUCCACAUUUGCUUAGAGGAAUCUCAGUUUACAGAGAUUCAUCUCUUUUCAAAUAAAAGACUUACAAAUACUU